Musa acuminata AAA Group (dessert banana) is the source of this 1274-nucleotide messenger RNA. RefSeq names its product serine/arginine-rich splicing factor SR34A-like. The record is from RefSeq and is a predicted model, not a curated record. Bases 300 to 1049 code for a protein of 249 amino acids. The transcript is spliced from 16 exons. Gene Ontology annotation, molecular function: mRNA binding. Gene Ontology annotation, cellular component: nucleus; cytoplasm. NCBI's taxonomy places the organism in Eukaryota, Viridiplantae, Streptophyta, Magnoliopsida, Zingiberales, Musaceae.
CUCCUCCGGGAUGCUCGCUCGCUCGCAGGGUAGGGUUCGGCGAAACGGAGCUCGUCAGGUCGUCUCGUCAAUUCCUCUUUUGGUCUUGUUCCAUCAGUGCUCUUUAUUGAAGGAAUCUCAAAAGAUGAUGGAUGCUGGAAAUGUGAGCUUUGGAGCUGUCAAUAGGGCUAUAGAGGAGUGGGAGGAAUCUAUUUGGAGUUUUAGCUGUGGAGCCUUUUGGAGUGCUUGGGCAAUGGAGCUUGGGGAGCACCAUUCGCAUCAAGAGUUGCUUUAUUGGGUUUACAUCUUUAGUGCUGAUCAUGAGUGCUCGGUUGAGUCGUACCAUUUAUGUGGGCAACCUUCCUAUAGACAUACGAGAAUCAGAAGUUGAAGAUUUAUUUUACAAGUAUGGCCACGUAGUGGAAAUUCAAUUGAAGAAUCCACCUCGCCCUCCUGGUUAUUGUUUUGUUGAGUUUGAAAGUUCACGAGAUGCUGAAGAUGCAGUCAGGGGUCGCGAUGGCUACAACUUUGAUGGGCACCGUCUUAGGGUUGAGCUAGCCCAUGGUGGCAGAGGACAGUCAGUUUCGGUUGGACGAGGUGGUCGCCAUGGGAGUGGAGGCAGCAAAUUUGGAGUUUCACACCGUUCUGAAUUUCGAGUAAUUGUGAAGGGACUUCCUUCUUCAGCUUCAUGGCAGGAUCUGAAGGAUCAUAUGAGGAAGGCUGGAGAUGUAUGUUUUGCGCAAGUUUUCCGUGAUGGUGAUGGUGCGAUGGGUUUGGUUGAUUAUACUAAUUAUGAAGACAUGAAAUAUGCAAUAAGGAAACUUGAUGACACUGAGUUUAGAAAUCCCUUUUCGAGGUCCUAUAUUCGGGUAAAAAGCUACGAGAGAAGUAUGUCAAAGAGUCGAAGCCAAAGCCGAAGCCGCAGCAGAAGCAGAGGCCCUAGACGGAGUCGGAGCAAAUCAAUUGAACGGCCUCUAUCACGAUCAGUAUCCAAGUCUGCAUCUCCAAGACCCAGAUCUGUGUCUCCAGCCAGAAUGUCAAGAUCAAGGUCUAGAUCAAAGUCAGGCUGACUAUGCCAGGUUUCACGACUACUCCAUAGAGUCUCCAGUUGCGGGUCUGAAACCUUCAUCCGUUUAAUGCUCUCCAACCUACUGCGUUGCUUCACUCUAUGCAUGAAGUUUAGUUUGAGGUAUUACUGUUUUGAAUUCUAUGUAUAAGAGCUUGCGCACAAGGAUGGCUGAAUCACUUCUUUGUGUUUGUUUUCCCUUUAAAAUGGUGGAUCAAACUUUGUCGAC